This is a messenger RNA of Arabidopsis lyrata subsp. lyrata, 677 nucleotides long. RefSeq lists its product as uncharacterized. The record is from RefSeq and is a predicted model, not a curated record. Bases 66 to 569 code for a protein of 167 amino acids. NCBI's taxonomy places the organism in Eukaryota, Viridiplantae, Streptophyta, Magnoliopsida, Brassicales, Brassicaceae. The transcript is spliced from 2 exons.
CAAACAGCAGUGUGUUAUGUCCAGAAUCUGAAGAGAAGAUAGAGAGAGUGGGAGUGGAAGGAAAGAUGUCUGCAACAACAACACCAUCUCUAUCUCUUUCAAAUUUCAGACCAAGAUUCCAACAUCCAGUUAAACCCCACCAUAUAUCUCCACUCUCUUGGUCUGUUUCAAGAAGAAAGAUCUUGUCUUCAAGGGUUCUUCGUGUUCACAAGGAAAAAACUCAACUAUGGAGAGUCUCUGCAACUCCGGAAGAAAUUUCUCAAGAGAUCGUUUCUUCUGAUUCUUCAUCUGAAGCAAUUGUGUCAAGUGGUGGUCAAGAUGGUGUUGCUCUGAUUAUACAAGUGCUUCUCUUUGUUGCAUUUCUUGCUCUCACUGUUCUCACCAUUGGUGUUGUGUACAUUGGAGUGACUGAGUUCCUUGGGAAGAGGGAGAGAGAGAAGUUUGAGAAAGAUGAAGCAGCGAAGAAGUCUAAGAAAGGUGGGAAGAAGAAGGCAAUGAGAGCCAAAGCUGGACCAAGAGGUUUUGGUCAGAAGAUUGAAGAUGAUGAUAUUGACAUUGAUCUUGAAUGAUUUUGUUCCAUUGUUAGUAGAGAGACAAAUAUUUGAUUUUUUGUUUGUAAGGUUGCUCAGUGAUUGUCAUCACAUCUAUGAUAUAUAAACAACAAGAUUGCAAAAUUA